AUGUCGGUCGACGGUCAUGGAAUCGACAAGCGGGAAGUCGACGUGGAUUUUUAUGACAUCGAGUUCAAGCCCCCAACUCCGUCGGUCUAUGGAAUCAUAGGAGGGGCAGGCUCCUUUGCAGUUGUGGGAGCUCGUAUGGUUGCUGGUAAUGACCAUGGCAAGGCUGUCAGCUGGAUUGUGGACGCUGGGUCUGAUUUUCCUCCGGAUAUGACGAACACAAUUCUAUCAUGGAACACCGGUUGUGUGAUACGAGAGGACAAGGGUCGAUUAACUACACGCGCAUGGAAUGGUUACAGCGAGAAUGAGAAAAGAGACUUCAAAUAUUUGACACCCAAGUUACGCCUGGAGCCCUACAUGCUAUCAGAUGGUCAGCUUUUCUCCAAGACAUUCCACAUGGUGUGUUCGUCCGAAAGAUGCAUCCACAUUGUUCAAGAGAUUCUCCAGCGACGAGGAUCGCGUUCCUCAUCUCAAUCCACACGACCAAUCUUUGUUUGGGAACCCGUACCCGAUCUCUGUACACCCGAGGAACAAGAAAAGUUCCUCGCGGCCUGUCGCGUUGUCGACCUGGUCAGUCCUAAUGAGCUGGAGCUGGGAAUGAUGUUCGGGCGUCCUGGCUGGCAUGAAGCUGACGAGGGCGACCGAAAACUGGUCCAAAAGAUUCUAGAAUCCGGUAUUGGGCCGGAAAAGAAAGGCGCACUAGUGAUCAGAGCAGGUAAAGACGGUAGCUACACCUAUUCAAAAGGUCGAAAGGGAUUGUGGCUUCCAGCAUAUCACCAGUCUGAAUCUGAUCAAGUAUCAAAAGUCGUCGAUCCUACUGGAGCUGGUAACUCUUUCCUUGGUGCGCUAGCACAGGGUAUGAUCAGCAAAGAUCGCGAGCCCGGCGAAAUCAUGGACGAAAUACUAGCAACGUCGGAUAACUGGGACAAGAUCAAACACAAAUGGGGCAAUAAUGGGCAGAUUCCCCAGGCUCUUAUCUGUGCUACUGUCGCCGCCGGGUUUGUUGUAGAGCAAAUCGGAGUGCCUACAAUCUCAACAACGAAUGAAUAUGAAACAUGGAACGGAAUUGGAUUCAAUGAACGACUCCGUAAUUAUACACAGCGAUUAUGCAAAACCCUUGAGCAGUCUCCGCAAGACUAUGAAUGGGUGAUAGAUUAA
Molecule: messenger RNA, 1155 nt
Organism: Talaromyces amestolkiae
Lineage: Eukaryota; Fungi; Ascomycota; Eurotiomycetes; Eurotiales; Trichocomaceae
Exons: 3
Coding region: 1-1155 (384 amino acids)
Source: RefSeq, a predicted model, not a curated record